AUGGAUUCAUUUAUAAGUUUAAAUAAGUUAUGUGAAAAACUUGGUUCUGAAAAACUAUUAAUAUCAAAUGAAUUAAAAACUAUACAAAAAUUACAUGAACAAAUUAAUGACCAUUUAUCUAAUUUACAAAAAUCAUCUUGGCUAAAUAAACAAGAACAGUUUUUACUUUACAAUUUAAUUCAUCAUCAUCCAUCAAUUUCUCCAGACAAUUGUAGUAGAUUGAUAGAAGAAUUAUCAUCUUCUAAUUUUAGUGAAGCAUGGAAAGGUUUUGGACAACAUCAUACUACAUUUACACAAAUUUUUAAUAUUCUUUAUUCAUCACCACAAUCUGUUGCAGAGUUAUUAGCGGCCUCUGAUAAUAUUGAAAAAGUCAAUGGAAAAUAUAGUACAGAUGAUUUAGUACGAUCUAUUUAUUCGUCUUUAUUUUUAUCAUGUAUUUUUCCACUAGAUGAAGCAUUAAUGUUAAAAAUUUUUAAACAUUUAAUUCCAUUGCAAAUAAUUUCCUCAAAUGACCCUAGAAAAGUUCUUCGUCGCGGAAAUCGUACAAUUUCAAAAUUAUUUAGAUUAUUUUUUGAUGGAUUAUAUCCAGCAAAAAUAUUUAUAACAUCAGCGUUACAUGAUGCUAUAUUAGAAGUCUUAUCAGGUGAUAGUCUUUUUUUAGAUGUUGAUCCUACUAAAUUACUUCAACGUUUUUCAAAAUCAAUGAGAGAAUCAAAAUUUGGUAAAGAUGAAACAUCUUUUUCAUAUCUUGAAAAAGUAACUAUUUAUAGAAAAGAAAUUGUCCAAAAAUUAGUACAUUAUGUUAAAAAAUUUAUUGAUGGAAUUAAUCAGGCAAUGAUAUGUUUUCCAAAUUCACUUACUUGGUUUGUCAAAGAAAUUAAAAAUAGUUUUUGUAACAAUGUAAAUAAUAAAAUAUUAAAUAACGAAAUAACCUUAAUUUGUACAGAAAUAAUUUUUACUCAUUUUAUUUGUCCAGCUAUUUCUAAUCCUGAAUAUUUAGGAAUUAUAUCAGAUACACCUAUAAGCAAUGUGGCAAGAUUUAAUUUAAUGCAAAUUGGACAAAUAAUUCAAUCAUUAGCUAUGUAUCAAUUUGAAAAACCUUCUUUUAAUACAUCUGAUGUAUUUGAUGAAUUAGACGUUACAUCAAUGAGUAAUAUUGUAACAUCAAUUUUAAAUUCACCUAAUGUACCAUGUGAUACAUAUUCUAUAAAUAUAAUAAAUAAUGAAGAUGGUGAUGAAUUAUAUCAACGAAAACAUUUUACAUGUUCAAUUUUUGAUGCAAAAGUAAUUAUAUCAUAUCUUCGUACACCAUGUAUUGAAGCUAUUUCUGAUCAAAAUAUUAGAAGAGAUAUGAGAAAUUUACUUCUUCGUAUGCCAUCUGAAUUUACUACUGAAAAAAUAACUGAAAAUUUAAAUGUUAUUUCAAAUAUAUCAAGAACUGAUUCUCCCUCAAGAACAAAUAAAUUAAGAAGUAUUGCAGAUAGAGGAAAAAGACUUUUACACAAUCAUCCAUCAAAAUUAUCAUCAUUUGUUAGAUCUGAUUCUGUUGGACAUAAUUUAUCAUCAUCACCAGUACAAUGUUCUCCCAGUUUACAAAAUAUUUCUAAUAUAGAAAUAGAUAUUGAUAAAAAUAUGUUUGAGGUUGUUAUAUUACCCUUAGGAGAUAUAAAAGAACCAGUUGGUUUAUUAAGUGAAGAAAAAUUUAUGUCAUCACUUCAUUUUAAUAAAAAAUAUUCCAUGGGAAAUAAAUUAAGAAUUGAAAAAAAAGCAAGAUUUGUAACAAAUACUGAAAGUUUAAUAUCAGAUCAAACUAUUGGAUCAAUUGGUGUUGAUUGUGGUGAAGAAGAAAAUCCAUCUAUAUGUUCAUCAUUAGAUGAUAAUUUACCAAAUGAUAAUGAUAAUGUUGAUGGUGAAGAUAUAUCAACAUUACCAGAUAAUUUUAGUAAUAAUACUGUUAGUGAUGACGGAAAUAGUAGUUCUGAUGAUGAUGGUGAUGAUGAUGAUGAUGAUGAUGUUGAUAAUAAUGUUGAUGGUGAUGAUGUUAGUGUAGACAGAAGAACAUCAAUAUCUAUGGUUCAACAUGAACAAAAUGAUGCUCCAGCUUCAUCAACAAGAGCUGCUGUAGCACCAGAUCCAAUACCAGUAAUGCCUUAUGUUCCUGUAACUGUAAGAAAACAAAAUCCAGAAGGGUUAGAAGAACAAUUUGGAAAAUUUGGAAUUCCAGAAAUUUCAACAAAUCAAAAAAAUAAAGAUGAUACAUAUAGUUUAGUUUCUGAUUCUUGGAGUACUGAUGUUGUUGCUUCAGAUAAUGAAGGUAUUAGUGAAAAAAAUGAUAGAAGUACAAGGGGAAGUUCUUCAAAUACUGUUCAUUCUACACCAUUACAAAGUGGAAAUCUUUUAGUUCCAAAUCAAAAUGGUUUAGAAGAUAAAAGUGAUACUUGGAGUUUAGAUGCAUUGGCUAGUGAUUCUGAAGCAGAUCCAAAUAAUACUCAACGAAGACAAAAUGAAUCUGAUACAGUAAAUAAUUUACAAGAUAAUUCUCCAACUGAUGAUAUUUCUAGAAAUGAUAAUGGACUUUUAAAUGAAAAUAAUAGUCAACAAAAUAAAGAUAGUGGAAGUUUAAUAAGGCGACAAAGUAGUGGUAGUUCGUUUUAUUCAAAAAGUGAAAUUGAUGCUGAUCCUAUAAGUAAUUUUAGUAACAAUACUCCUAUAAAAAAUGAAUCACAAUCAAAUCGUAUUAGAACAGGUUUUAGUAAUAUUAAAAAUUUUUCAAAUGCUUUUGGUAUGCAAAAAAAGAAAACAGAAAUAUUACUUGGAAUUCAAAAAAAAGCUGGUCAAGCAAUGAAUACUAUUAAAAAUUCUAUAGUACAAUCAGAUCACAAUAAUUUACCUUCAUCAAAGAAUAAUUUAAAUUCUAUAUAUCAAAGUAAUUCUUCAAAUCAAUUAAUUGCUUUAGGAGAAGAUGCUAGUUCAUCAAAUAAUCAUAAAAAUAAUUGUCUUGCUGAUGAUAUACUAGACAAAUAUAAAAAUAUGAGAAUCAUAAACAAUACAGAACACAAUAAUAUUACUUUAGAUAAUAAUAUUAAUUGUUUUCAAAAUGAAGAUGAUGAACAAAAAUAUUAUGAUGAAAAUAAUAUUCUUCAUUGUAAAGCUUUCAUAGAUGCUAAAAAAAAAUUAAGAAUGACAUUAAGUGGUGUUGAUAAUUUACAAAGUAAUAAAUUAAAUAUUACUUUACUUGAUUUUGAUGGAGAUAUAUUUGAAAGAGAAAAAUCUUUUUUAAUUGGAUUUUUAAAUCUUAUAUUAGCUGAAGCUAUAAAUAAUAAUAAUAAGAUAAAAGCUGCACAAAUAAGAGAAACUAUACGUUGUCUUUCUAUAUUUAGUGGACGUAAUUUACGUGAUCUUAUUAAAAUAUUGAAAGAUGAAUAUAGAAAACGUUCUUGUUACCAUGAAUAUCUUCAACAAAGUAAAUUAACAUUACUUCAUUUAGAAAAUUAUUUAUCUAAAUUAGUAAUGCAAAUUAAAAAUGAAAAAAUAAUUACAGAAGAUUAUUUAUUUGAAAUUUUAGUAAGAACAUUUAUGUCCAAACAUGAAACUUUGGUAAAUGAAUUUAUUAAAGAAAUUAAGACAUUAGUUGUAAUGGAUGAAAAAGCUGAAACAUUAAAUAACUUUUUAAAUAUUCUUAAUAGUCAAGUGUUAAAUGAUGAUAUGUGGAAAGGUGCUUCACAACAACAAUUGAAAAUUGUUACAAAAUAUAUUGAAAGAUCUGUUUAUGCUAGCAUUUAUAGCAUUUUAAUGUUUCCAAAUAACGAGGUUGAUAUUAUGAGAGAUGAAGUUUUUCAUAAUAGUGUUAAAAUAAUGUCUGAAACAAUAAAUUUAGAUCAUCCUGAUGUUAGAAUUCCAAAACGCCUUCAAGGAGAAUGUCCAUGGCCAUCUGCUCAAAGUGAAUUAAGUAUUAUUAAUGCUUAUAAAACUCCAAAGGAUAAAAUACAAUGUAUAGUUAGAUGUUGUGAAGAAAUUGAACAUUUAAUUUGUCUUUCUUCUUCAGCUUCUGCCGAUGACUUAACUCCUGUUCUCGUAUAUGUUAUAAUACAAUCUAAUCCAAAUUCAUUAUUAUCAACAAUUCAAUUAAUUGAUGGUUUUUAUUCAAAAUAUUCAGAAGGUAAAGAAGCAUAUUUAUGGGCUCAAUUUACAAGUGCUGUAGAAUAUAUAAAAAGUUUAGUUAAUAAACAUCUUUAA
Messenger RNA from Strongyloides ratti, 4236 nucleotides. Its product is annotated as Receptor-mediated endocytosis protein 6 homolog. The coding region runs from base 1 to 4236 and encodes 1411 amino acids. Gene Ontology annotation, biological process: regulation of GTPase activity; vesicle-mediated transport. Gene Ontology annotation, cellular component: cytosol; endocytic vesicle. NCBI's taxonomy places the organism in Eukaryota, Metazoa, Nematoda, Chromadorea, Rhabditida, Strongyloididae. Gene Ontology annotation, molecular function: small GTPase binding; guanyl-nucleotide exchange factor activity. The transcript has 2 exons. The record is from RefSeq and is a predicted model, not a curated record.